AUGGAUCGACCUAUUGGUAUGGGUGGACACUUCAUGAGUGUAUUCAAAGACGACAAGUGGCUUCAAUGGCGCAUGGUGCCUUUCAUCUUGAUCUGGGCUGCUUUUGGGGUUUUGUUACUGAUAUGGAUAUUCGUAACGCUCUUCGUGCCCAACCCACGCAAACCCCACCCCUCAGAGAAGACAUUCACAACGGUGGAUAAGACGGGUGAUGUGACGGACCCAGAACCGUUGCCGUGCUGGUACGAUGAAGUUCUACGAAAACACGUCAAGGCGAUGCAGGAAGAUCCGGAGAAGGAAAUCGACUUGGAGAAGGAGAUUGAGCCGGCUGAGUUGUUCGUGACGCUGGUCAUUCCCGCGUUUAAUGAGGAGGACAGAUUGACGGGCAUUUUGGAGGAGGCGGUGAAUUUCCUCGAGACAGAGUAUGGGACAUCGUCCACGUCGUUGAAGGCAGACAACGAAGCGGGAGAAGCACAGACUCAGGGACCUCGGCGCAGGAAAGGCAACGGCGAUACUACCUCUUCGCCGUCUAAGCAACAACAAGACCGCUUUCAAGGCUGGGAAAUCCUCCUCAUCGACGACGGUUCCACAGACGACACCAUCCUCACCGCCCAAACCUUCUCUCGCAAACAUAUCCUCCAUCCCCACCCCCGCCGUGAUUCUGGUCCCUGGACCCAUCGCUCCGCGACCGGUGUCAAAAUCCCCCCGGGGUCGAUCCGGAUGGUCUCCCUCGAAGAAAACCGCGGCAAGGGCGGCGCCGUGACGCACGGCAUGCGCCAUGCCCGAGGUCAAUACGUCGUCUUCGCUGACGCGGAUGGGGCGUCCAAGUUCUCUGACCUCGAGAAAUUAGUGAGGACGUGUCAGGAGAUAGAAGACGCCGAGGGCAGGGGGAUCGCCGUCGGGUCGAGGGCACACCUGGUCGAUUCGGAAGUGGUGGUCAAGCGGUCGAAACUGCGGAACUUCCUCAUGCGUUGCUUCCACAUGUUGCUGUGGGUGAUGUCACCUCCGGCCACGGCCCGGAUCAAGGACACGCAGUGCGGCUUCAAGCUCUUUUCGCGGGCGACGUUGCCGUACAUUGUCCCGCACAUGCACAUGGAAGGCUGGAUCUUUGAUGUUGAAAUGCUCAUGCUGGCCGAGUUUGCGAAUAUCCCCGUGGCCGAGGUGGCCGUGGGCUGGAGGGAGGUCACGGGCAGCAAAUUGAAUCUGGUGAGAGAUGCCCUAGGCAUGGCGUGGGGACUGGCAAUAUUGAGGUUUUGCUGGGGGACAGGGAUCUUUAGACGGUGA
Molecule: messenger RNA, 1281 nt
Organism: Cladophialophora psammophila CBS 110553
Lineage: Eukaryota; Fungi; Ascomycota; Eurotiomycetes; Chaetothyriales; Herpotrichiellaceae
Product: dolichyl-phosphate beta-glucosyltransferase
Exons: 2
Coding region: 1-1281 (426 amino acids)
Cellular component (GO): endoplasmic reticulum membrane
Source: RefSeq, a predicted model, not a curated record